Rhinolophus ferrumequinum (greater horseshoe bat) is the source of this 5186-nucleotide messenger RNA. RefSeq names its product NPC intracellular cholesterol transporter 1 (gene NPC1). Lineage: Eukaryota; Metazoa; Chordata; Mammalia; Chiroptera; Rhinolophidae. The record is from RefSeq and is a predicted model, not a curated record. Gene Ontology annotation, molecular function: lipid carrier activity. The coding region runs from base 930 to 4451 and encodes 1173 amino acids. Gene Ontology annotation, cellular component: membrane. The transcript is spliced from 26 exons.
CAGUGACACCGAGCGCAGCCGAGUCAGAUCGAACGAGCCUAUCCUCCGCCUAGUCCGCAGCCCAGCGCCGCGGCAGCAUGAGUGCGCGCGGCCCGGCCCUCGGUCUCCUGUUGUUGCUGUGUCUGGCACAGGGCAGGAUCCAGGAAAUCAUGGCCUGGCCAGAUCCUGUUGCUGUGCAUAAGGCUUUCCUGGGACACACACACGACCAUCACUUACCAGUUGUCUGUGCUUCCUCUUGAGCUACAACAGGCGGAGCUGAGUAUUUACCACAGAGACCUAUGGCCCACAAGUCUACAAUAUUUAAUACAGUAUUUGGCCCUUUAAGGAAAAGUGUAUCUACCCCUAGGACAAAUAUGACACUCACCAGAGCUCUGGGCCCAGAACACCUACUGACUUAUGCAGUGAGAAUGAAUGCCCUGAACCCUGGCCAAGCACUGCCUGAGGCUGACCUGCCUCUGCCCCAGAACAGCUCACCUGGUCCAGGGAGCACCUGGCCUGGAACCAGGGAAAAGGAGUCAGAGUUAAAUUCAGUGGAGCCAAGGAGUCUUGGGUGAGGCUUGUAAGAGGGAGGACGUUCCAGGAUGGGUUGGACUGAAGCCUGUGGAGAAAACAGGGGGGCUGGAGACAAGCCUGGAGUCCGGCCUGGAGACCUGAGUAGAUGCCGUUAAGCACAGGUGUUUUCACAGUCCUGUGUUUGGUAUGGAGAGUGUGGAAUUGCCUCUGGAGAUAAGAGGUACAAUUGCAAAUACUCUGGAGCACCAAAACCAUUGCCAAAGAACGGGUAUGAUUUAGUGCAGGAGCUCUGUCCAGGAUUCUUCUUUGACAAUGUCAGUCUUUGUUGUGAUGUUCAGCAGCUUCAGACACUGAAAGACAACCUGCAGCUGCCACUACAGUUUCUAUCCAGAUGUCCUUCCUGUUUUUAUAACCUAAUGAACCUGUUUUGCGAGCUGACAUGUAGCCCUCGACAAAGUGAGUUUUUGAACAUUACAGUAACUGAAGAUUAUGUUGAUCCUGUUACAAACCUGACGAAAACAAAUGUAAAAGAAUUACAAUACUAUAUUGGAGAAAGUUUUGCCAAUGCGAUGUACAAUGCCUGCAGGGAUGUGGAGGCCCCCUCAAGCAACGACAAAGCCCUGGGACUCCUGUGUGGGAAGGACGCUGAAGCCUGCAAUGCCACCAACUGGAUUGAGUACAUGUUCAAUAAGAACAACGGCCAGGCACCUUUCACCAUCACGCCCAUUUUUUCAGAUCUCCCAGCAUAUGGGAUGGAGCCCAUGAACAAUGCCACCAAGGGCUGUAACGAGUCUGUGGAUGGGGUCACCGGGCCGUGCAGCUGUCAGGAUUGCUCGGCCGUUUGUGGCCCCAAGCCCGAGCCGCCGCCCCCUCCCGUUCCCUGGCGAAUCCUAGGCCUGGACGCCAUGUAUGUCAUCAUGUGGACCACCUACAUGGCAUUUUUGCUCGUGUUUUUUGGAGCAUUUUUUGCCAUGUGGUGCUACAGAAAGCAAUACUUUGUCUCCGAAUACACCCCCAUUGAUAGCAAUAUAGCUUUCUCCGUAAAUGCCAGAGACAAAGGAGAGGCAUCUUGCUGCGACCCACUUGGUGCAGCAUUUGAGGGCUGUCUGAGGCAGCUCUUCGCACAGUGGGGCUCCUUCUGCGUCCGAAACCCCGGCUGCGUCAUUUUCUUCUCCCUGGCCUUCAUUGCCACGUGUUCUUCAGGCCUGGUGUUUAUCCGGGUCACAACCAAUCCAGUUGACCUCUGGUCAGCCCCCAGCAGCCAGGCACGCCUGGAAAAAGAGUACUUUGAUGCCCACUUUGGGCCUUUCUUCCGCACAGAACAGCUCAUCAUCCGUGCCCCCCACACCGACGUACACAAGUAUGAGCCGUACCCCUCAGGGUCCGACGUGCCCUUUGGACCUCCUCUUGACAUAGAGAUUUUGCACCAGGUUCUUGACUUACAAACAGCCAUCGAAAACAUUGCUGUGUCUUAUAACAACGAGACUGUGACGCUUCAGGACAUUUGCUUGGCGCCUCUUUCACCAUAUAACAACAACUGCACCAUUAUGAGUGUGUUGAAUUACUUCCAGAACAGUCAUUCCAUGCUGAAUCACAAAAUAGGGGACGACUUCUAUGUGUAUGCGGAUUACCACACACACUUCCUGUACUGUGUACGGGCGCCUGCGUCUCUGAAUGAUACAAGUUUGUUGCACGAUCCUUGCCUGGGAACGUUUGGUGGACCGGUGUUCCCGUGGCUUGUGUUAGGGGGCUAUGAUGAUCAAAACUACAAUAACGCCACAGCCCUGGUGAUUACCUUUCCUGUCAAUAAUUACCAUAAUGAUACAGAGAAGCUCCAAAAGGCCCAGGCCUGGGAAAGAGAGUUUAUUAAUUUUGUGAAAAAUUACAAGAAUCCAAAUCUGACCAUUUCUUUCUCUACUGAACGAAGUAUUGAAGAUGAACUGAACCGUGAAAGUAACAGUGAUAUCUUCACUGUUGUAAUCAGCUAUGCCGUCAUGUUUCUGUAUAUUUCCAUAGCCUUGGGGCACAUCAAAAGCUGUAGCAGGCUUCUGGUGGAUUCUAAGGUCUCCCUGGGCAUAGCGGGUAUCCUCAUCGUGUUGAGCUCAGUGGCGUGCUCGCUGGGCAUCUUCAGUUACAUUGGGGUCCCCCUCACCCUCAUUGUGAUUGAGGUGAUCCCGUUCCUGGUGCUGGCUGUUGGGGUGGACAACAUCUUCAUUCUGGUCCAGACCUACCAGAGAGAUGAACGUCUUCAAGGGGAAACCCUGGACCAGCAAGUGGGCAGGGUCCUUGGAGAAGUGGCUCCUAGUAUGUUCCUGUCAUCCUUUUCAGAAACCGUAGCAUUUUUCUUAGGAGCGUUGUCAGUGAUGCCAGCCGUUCACACUUUCUCUCUGUUCGCGGGAAUGGCAGUCCUCAUUGACUUCCUUCUUCAGAUUACCUGUUUUGUGAGUCUCUUGGGAUUAGACAUUAAGCGUCAAGAGAAAAACCGGCUGGACAUCCUUUGCUGUGUCAGAGGUGCUGAAGAUGGAACAGGCAUCCAGGCCUCAGAGAGCUACUUAUUUCGGUUCUUCAGAAACUUCUAUUCUCCACUUCUGCUUAAGGACUGGAUGCGACCAAUUGUGAUAGCAGUAUUUGUGGGUGUUCUGUCAUUCAGUAUCGCAGUCCUGAACAAAGUGGAAAUUGGAUUGGACCAGUCUCUUUCAAUGCCAGAUGACUCCUACGUGAUAGAUUAUUUCAAGUCGCUCAGUCAGUACCUGCAUGCGGGCCCGCCCGUCUACUUUGUCCUGGAGGAAGGGCAUGACUACACCUCCCUGAAAGGACAGAACAUGGUGUGCGGGGGCAUGGGCUGCAACAGCGACUCCCUGGUGCAGCAGAUAUUCAGCGCGGCGGAGCUGCCCAACUAUACCCGAAUAGGCUUUGCUCCCUCAUCCUGGAUUGACGAUUAUUUUGAUUGGAUUAAGCCACAGUCUUCUUGCUGUAGAGUCUACAAUAGCACCGAUCAGUUCUGCAACGCUUCAGUGGCCGACCCUGCCUGCGUCCGCUGCAGGCCUCUGACCCCAGAGGGCAAACAGAGGCCUCAGGGUGAAGACUUCAUGAGAUUCCUGCCCAUGUUCCUUUCUGAUAACCCGAACCCCAAGUGUGGCAAAGGGGGACACGCUGCUUACGGGUCCGCAGUUAACAUCCUUGACAAUGACACGGGUGUCGGAGCCACAUACUUCAUGACCUACCACACCGUGCUUCGGACCUCUGCUGACUUUAUUGACGCCAUGAAAAAAGCCCGCCUCAUCGCUGGUAACAUCACCAAAACCAUGAGCCAGGAAGGAAGUACUUACCGUGUGUUCCCAUACAGUGUGUUCUACGUCUUCUACGAACAGUACCUGACCAUUAUCAAUGACACAAUCUUUAACCUCUGCGUGUCCCUGGGCGCAAUCUUUUUGGUGACCAUGGUUCUCCUGGGCUGUGAGCCGUGGUCCGCAGUCAUCAUGUGUGUCACAAUCGCCAUGAUACUGGUCAACAUGUUUGGCGUCAUGUGGCUGUGGGGCAUCAGUCUGAACGCGGUUUCCUUGGUCAACUUGGUAAUGAGCUGUGGCAUUUCCGUGGAGUUCUGCAGCCACAUCACGAGAGCGUUCACAGUGAGUGCCAAGGGGAGCCGCGUGGAACGGGCAGAAGAGGCGCUGUCUCACAUGGGCAGUUCUGUAUUCAGUGGAAUCACACUUACAAAAUUUGGCGGGAUUGUGGUGUUAGCCUUUGCCAAAUCUCAAAUUUUCCAGAUAUUUUACUUCAGGAUGUAUUUAGCUAUGGUCUUACUGGGAGCCACUCAUGGAUUGAUAUUCCUCCCUGUCUUGCUCAGUUACAUAGGACCAUCAAUAAAUAAAACCAAAAGUUUGGCCACUCAAGAGCGAUACAAAGGUACAGAGAGAGAACAACUUCUCAAUUUCUAACCCUACUACAGGGUGUGGGGACUUUGAACUGUGUCUGCAGGUCAGUCAGUUCGCCACUGGACAGUAGCUGCACUGUCAAGGCUGAGCUGAAUGAACACCAGAUGUUACCAGACUUGAGGUGAUUAAACAGCAGCAGCUUUGGCCACAGUGCUUUUAAACUCAGGAAUGCAAAUCGGACUUGUAAAGCAGUAUUACGAAAUCUGAAGGCAACCCCAGGACAUGAAUGCGUCUUCCAGUUCUCUAGGAAUGAAACCUAAUUGUUCAGAAAGUGGAAGGUUGACACUAGGAUGGCUGUGAAUGUGAUCUGCUCAUUGACACUUGUUAAAGGCCAAUCAAUGCAACGUUUCUCCUUUUUUUGAGGAGUAAGCCAUCACACAAGGUCUAUACCCUAUUUUUAGUUAACAUUGGAGGAUAUUGCAGACAUACUUUAUUAUAACAUUUUGUAGUUUAAAGAGCUUUAUUAAUGCAAUAAAUUAACUUUGUACACAUUUUUAUAUAUAAAAAAACUAGCAAGGGAUUUCAGAGUGUUGCAGGCCUCAUUAGAGCUUGGUCUCCAAAAACCUGUUUGAAAAAAGCAACAUGUUCUUCACAGUGUUCUCCUAUAAGGAAAAACAGAUGUAAUCCAUUAGAUGUGGCACAGAAAGAGAGGAAAAGAGAAUGAACAGUGCAGCUCAUUGAUGUGUAUACUAGGUUUUAACUUAUUUUUCUUUCAUAAAACACUUUUGUUUUCCUACG